Molecule: messenger RNA, 237 nt
Organism: Sphaeroforma arctica JP610
Lineage: Eukaryota; Ichthyosporea; Ichthyophonida
Exons: 1
Source: RefSeq, a predicted model, not a curated record
AUUGCCCUGAAGAUGAGCAAGAAGCGACGCCACAAGGACGCCCAGCGCAUGGUGGAGGAGGUGACGUUACAGAUGACCCUGCAGGACCACCCCUACAUUGCACUUGCCUAUGGCGCCUUCACAGCCCCCUGUGGCAGACCCACGAGUGUUCAGGUGAGAGAUUCAGAUGUCUGUGGGUACCGCGUGCAUCAGCACUUAAUUAAACCUACAACGGGUACCUGCAAUGGCUACCUCUGA